Molecule: messenger RNA, 2329 nt
Organism: Andrographis paniculata
Lineage: Eukaryota; Viridiplantae; Streptophyta; Magnoliopsida; Lamiales; Acanthaceae
Product: probable auxin efflux carrier component 1b
Exons: 6
Coding region: 284-2029 (581 amino acids)
Biological process (GO): auxin export across the plasma membrane; auxin polar transport
Cellular component (GO): endoplasmic reticulum; plasma membrane
Molecular function (GO): auxin efflux transmembrane transporter activity
Source: RefSeq, a predicted model, not a curated record
UCCAUUCCAUCCCCUUUCAUAUCAGCAGCUUCUUCUCUUCCGUUCCGAUUCCGCCAUUGAUUCCGAUUCCCCCUUCCUUCCAUCUCCUCUCUCCUUCCCAAUCCUCCUCCUUCUUCAUCUUCUCCUGAAUCGAUUCGAUUGUUUUUCAUUGCAGUUACCAUUGCCGUUAAGCAGAGGAGAUCGUACUGAACUGAACUGAGCAAUCGAUCGGAAAACCUUCCGUUUGCCGCCAUUACCGAAGCUUUUUUUUUUUUUUUUUUUUUUUAUCUCCGGCUAGGACACAAUGAUCUCCGCCACCGACCUCUACCACGUCCUCACCGCCGUGGUCCCCCUUUACGUCGCCAUGAUUCUCGCGUACGGAUCCGUGAAAUGGUGGAAGAUCUUCACGCCGGAUCAGUGCUCCGGAAUCAACCGCUUCGUGGCGCUCUUUGCCGUCCCGCUCCUCUCCUUCCACUUCAUCUCCACCAACAAUCCUUACGCCAUGAACUUCCGCUUCAUCGCCGCCGACACUCUGCAGAAACUCAUCGUCCUCGCCGUCCUCGCCGUGUGGUCCUGGACCAGCUCCAAUGGCUGCCUCGAGUGGUCAAUCACACUCUUCUCCCUCUCCACGCUCCCCAACACGCUCGUGAUGGGAAUCCCCCUCCUCAAGGGGAUGUACGGCGACUUCUCCGGCAGUUUAAUGGUCCAAAUCGUCGUUCUACAGUGCAUCAUUUGGUAUACCCUAAUGCUCUUCCUCUUCGAGUUCAGAGGCGCUCGAUUGCUCAUCGCAGAGCAGUUCCCCGACACCGCCGCCUCCAUAAUCUCCUUCAGAGUCGAUUCCGAUAUCAUCUCUCUGGACGGUAAGGAGCCUCUGCAGACCGAAGCUGAGGUCGGAGAAGACGGUAAGCUUCACGUCACUGUGAGGAAAUCCACAAGCUCCAGAUCGGAGGUUUUCUCCAGAAGGUCCCAUGGCGGAUUGACGCCGAGGCCGUCGAAUUUAACCAAUGCUGAGAUUUAUUCCUUGCAAUCGUCGAGGAAUCCAACUCCUAGAGGUUCGAGCUUCAACCACACCGAUUUCUACUCGAUGGUGAAUGGGAAGAACAGUGUUAGUCCGAGGCAAUCGAAUUUUGGGAACUUAGGGUUUGAUGAAGAAAACCAGUCGAAAUAUCCUCCUCCUCCUCCUGCUCCUCCUGCAAGUGUUGGAAUAUUCUCUCCUGUUUCAGGUGCUAAAAGGAAGGUUAAUGGAGGAUCUGAAACCGCCAUGGCUAAGGACCUUCACAUGUUCGUUUGGAGCUCGAGUGCUUCCCCUGUAUCUGAAGGUGGAAUUCAUGUCUUCCGUGGAGGUGAUUAUGGUAAUGAAAUUAAUGUUGGAGCUCCUCCCAAAGAUUACGACAAUUUCGGUUGCGACGAGUUUAGCUUCGGAAAUAAGCGAGGUUUAAACGGGGCUGAGGUAGACGGCCCGACAUUGUCGAAGCUCCGAUCGAGCUCCACGACGGAGCUUCACCCGAAGCCGAGCGCAGACCCAAAGCCGAAGCCAGCAGCAAUGCCCCCGACAAGUGUCAUGACGCGGCUAAUUCUCAUUAUGGUGUGGCGAAAACUCAUCCGCAAUCCCAACACCUAUUCGAGCCUCAUCGGCCUCUCAUGGUCCCUAAUUUCGUUCAAGUGGAAUGUCGCGAUGCCGGCUAUUGUUGCCAAGUCGAUAUCUAUAUUGUCCGACGCGGGUCUCGGAAUGGCCAUGUUUAGUCUCGGUUUAUUUAUGGCAUUGCAGCCGAGAAUAAUCGCGUGUGGGAAAUCCGUCGCGGCUUUCUCGAUGGCCGUUCGGUUCCUCACCGGGCCGGCAGUUAUGGCCGCCGCCUCCAUCGCUGUCGGCCUCCGCGGCGUGCUCCUCCACGUUGCCAUUGUGCAGGCAGCUCUUCCACAAGGGAUAGUCCCAUUCGUCUUUGCCAAGGAAUACAAUGUCCAUCCCGACAUCCUCAGCACUGGGGUUAUAUUUGGGAUGCUGAUAGCUCUCCCCAUCACACUAGUCUAUUACAUUCUGUUGGGUCUCUGAUCAACAUACAACAAACAACAAAAAGUGAAAUCCCCAUUUUGCCCUUGAAGAAAAUCAGGUUAUUAUUAUUAUUAUUAAUUAAUUAGGGAAGGUAGUAGGUGGGUGGGAUUGAUUUUGAUUGUAGUGAAGUGUAGUGUAGGUCAGUAGGUGUAGGGGUGCAGUGGGAAAUAGAGAAUUUUCUUUUUCUUGUCCUUUUGUCCCCUCUUUUCUGCUUCUAUAUGUCUUUUUCCUUUUAUUAUUAUUAUUAUCAUUUUAACUUUUGCACUUACUUUACAUCAAUCAAUCGAUCUGCAAGAAAAC